Polyodon spathula (Mississippi paddlefish) is the source of this 1379-nucleotide messenger RNA. RefSeq names its product small nuclear ribonucleoprotein F. Gene Ontology annotation, biological process: mRNA splicing, via spliceosome; spliceosomal snRNP assembly. NCBI's taxonomy places the organism in Eukaryota, Metazoa, Chordata, Actinopteri, Acipenseriformes, Polyodontidae. Gene Ontology annotation, molecular function: RNA binding. Gene Ontology annotation, cellular component: U1 snRNP; catalytic step 2 spliceosome. Bases 106 to 366 code for a protein of 86 amino acids. The record is from RefSeq and is a predicted model, not a curated record. The transcript is spliced from 4 exons.
GAAAGCCGCCAUUUCCUCCUGUUUUUUUUUUGUUGAGCGGCGUGGGAUUUAGGCUGUCUUUUGUUUUAGAGACUACUGGAAGAAAAUACCGGAUUCAAAAAUAAAAUGAGUUUACCUCUGAACCCAAAGCCCUUUCUCAAUGGUCUAACUGGUAAACCAGUUAUGGUAAAAUUGAAGUGGGGAAUGGAAUAUAAAGGCUACCUGGUUUCAGUGGAUGGGUACAUGAACAUGCAGCUGGCUAACACAGAAGAAUAUGUUGAUGGAGCAUUGGCUGGUCACUUGGGAGAAGUUCUUGUUAGAUGCAACAAUGUUCUAUAUAUAAGAGGUGUUGAAGAAGAGGAGGAAGAUGGAGAAAUGAGAGAAUAAACAUUUUGUAAAAGAGAAUCAUUCCUUUUAUAUCAGUUGUGUAUGAAAGAGUUGUAUGACUUUGUAACUGAUUUAAGUUUUUGGUUUGAUUGUUUCUUGCUGAACCAGUUGUUUUUAGUUUAACUUUGUUUUCCAUGCCGUGUGCUUCAAGAACCGCAUAUAAGUAAUAAAAUUGUGCAUAUUGCACAUUUCUUAACACUGUUUAAUGUGCGGUAUGACUCAGUCAAAUUAGGUAAGUGCCAACUAACCUUAUCUGAAGAAUUUAAUGACUCAUGGAAUAGUAAUGAUUCAUUAAGUUUAGUACUGAUAGUAAUCUAUAUAGGAUUGCUAUUUGAAAUUGAUCUGUCUGUCACUAUUACAUAAUUUAAGAUUGACAAGUGGAAUUUCUCCUUGGGAUUCCAGAUAUUUUCAUGCAGUAACAGGACAUGAUACAGUUGGGAUAAAGGCUUCUAUUCACAGUUCAGCCUGCAAGUAUGAGAGAUGUUGUUAGAGAAAGGAAGCACCAUGUAGUAGCACGAAUGGGUCUCUUCCUGUCUCUAAUGGUAUCAGCACUUAGCACCAUUGAUGCCCCCUUGUAGUUAUUGUUUUGUGAAUAAGGCCUUGCUACUUGCAUUUACUACUGUUCUUAUGACAUCAAAAACCAUAUGUGUUCUGCUACUUACAAUGUUUAAUGGAGCAGAAAUAUGUCAAACCUCGUUUACAAAAGGUAUUACUUGGUUGUAUGGCAUUUGAGAUAUAAGUUAAAAACUAUUAAAUCAGUUCAUAUUCUAUGUGUCAAUCGUAGCAAGUGCUGGAUUUUUCAUUUUUACUUGCAGUAAUGAAAUCUCAGUUCACAUCUAUUGGACAGCAGCUAUUAAACAUACAGUUGGUCCAAAUUGGUUCCACUGGAUCAUCGAAUUGGUGCUGUGCCUCAAAACCAGCUAAUUAAUACUGUGCGACUAUGAAAGCAACCAUUCAUGUACCUGCUACUACUGCAUCAGCUUACUUGUUUAAUAAAGUUACGUUUUGUUUUC